GGUGGAUAGUGAUGGUGACGACUGAUGAAUGUGAAAUGUAAAAAUAUCUUUUUUUAGGAUAUCCAAUUAUUUUUGUUGAUAAUCACUUCCAAAUCCGCAGCAUAGUUGCCGGUCACUCCGUCCUUACUGUUCGAUUGCCUGUCGAAAGCUUCUCAAUCCGUAAGAGGCAAAAGAAAUGGCUAAGGUUGGGGGGAGCAGUUUAAGAUGGUCGCUUUCAGGCUUGACUGCUCUUGUUACUGGGGGCACUCGCGGGAUUGGGCAUGCUGUGGUGGAGGAAUUGGCUGAAUUUGGCGCUACAGUACAUACGUGUUCGAGGAAUGAAACAGAGUUGAACGAGCGCUUGCAGGAAUGGGCAUCAAAGGGUUACAAAGUUACCGGUUCGGUUUGUGAUGCAUCUUCCAGGGAACAAAGGGAGCAGCUCAUGGAGAAAGUCUCCUCUGUUUUCGAUGGCAAACUUAACAUUCUUAUAAAUAAUGUCGGGACAAACAUUAGGAAACCAACAGCUAACUACACGGCUGACGAGUACUCCAAGCUCAUGGCUACGAACUUGGAAUCAGCAUACCAUCUUUGUCAGCUUGCUUAUCCACUCCUGAAAGCAUCUGGAGUUGGUAACGUUGUGUUCAUCUCUUCUGUUGCUGGUUUGGUGCACAUAUUUUCUGGAUCCAUUUAUGGUGCAACUAAAGGUGCAAUGAAUCAACUUACAAAAAAUUUGGCUUGUGAGUGGGCAAAAGACAAUAUUCGAGUUAAUUGUGUUGCACCGUGGUAUAUCAGGACGUCACUUGUGGAACAUUUGCUCAGCAAUAAGGAGUUUAUGGACUGCAUAAAAUCUAAAACUCCUCUUGGACGCGUUGGAGAACCAAAGGAAGUCUCAUCCUUAGUAGCUUACCUUUGUCUUCCUGCGGCAUCAUACAUAACUGGGCAGAUUGUUGCUGUAGAUGGAGGAAUGACGGUUAAUGGAUUUACUUUGCCAGAAUCUUCCUUUUCUUGAAGAACUAUCUCUGGUAUUCUCUUAUUCAACUUGUGUUCACUCCUUAUGAUUGGGUAAUGCUGGUGUAGUGUAUUGAAAGCCACUUUGAUUCCGUAAAUCUUGAAUAGUUGAAUACUGGUUUUUUUUUUUUUUUGAAAAGGGUUACAUCUCUCAGUCUUCAAGUAAGUUAGUACUACUUACUCAAAUUUUUGUGUUCUAUUAAAAUGCAAUAAGCACGAAGUUAAGUGUUCGAGAAGAAUAUCAAUUUCGGUUUCUUGUUGCAAAAAUUAUAUGUUCAUCAUUUCUGUAGCUGAAUCCUGAGGCUGCUUAUUUCAGAAGCACUCAAAACCUUAGAAUUAAGUCAAGCCUAUCGGUUUCUCUCCAACUCCCAAAGCCCAAUAGACUCUAGAUUGUCUUCUCUGGCCGUGUCUCUUGGCGUUGCGGAAAUGUUUGGAAUCAGCUGUGGUUUGAUGAUUUUCCUGAAAUUAGAUCACAUCUCACAGGAGGGUUAUUAGGUGGUGAUACGGAUUAAAUGUAGUGAAGGUAGAGAGUGAUUUAGGUAAUCAUUACGAUCCGCUAAUCAUGAGAAGCCCUAAUGGGAAUGAAAGAAUGGGCAUAUCAAUUUCUUCAGGUUUACCACAUUGGACAGGAAGUUCGAAGAACAGCUUAAUGAUACUUCCCUAUUGCCAUUUGGGUUAAGAAGAUGAAGAGAGAUGCUCAGGACAUCAUCAGUAAGGUCAUUGUUACCUUACUGUGAUCACAACAAUUGUAGGAGGAUUCUUCAUAAUGAAACCACUGAAAUCAGAGUUGCUGGGGGCAACAUGAUGAAUAUUUGACUGUGAGCAAAUUGAUCACAACAAAUUGCGCGCUUUCUUGAUGGACAUCAAAAUGAUGCCUUAACAUGCAAAAAUUUGUAAUGUAACAGGAUAAGACGUUGAUUAAUGAACAAACUAUCAUGUUACACUCCAUCCACCCAAAUGCAGAACGAAUGAUUACCUAACACGGCAAUAAUCAAAUGUCGGAAACUAAAACAAAAACGUAAAUCUUUCAAACUAAUAAAUACUAAGUAGUAUUUUUUUUUCGAUACAGUACGAUACAAGAAAGUGAAAAAUAUACUACUACUAGAUUUGGACACGAGAAGUGGUCGAGUUCUUUCUCCGUUCCGGGUUAAUUCAGGGCGAUUUCAUUGUUUGGUCG
Molecule: messenger RNA, 2164 nt
Organism: Oldenlandia corymbosa var. corymbosa
Lineage: Eukaryota; Viridiplantae; Streptophyta; Magnoliopsida; Gentianales; Rubiaceae
Source: the annotation of a GenBank genome assembly